Cavia porcellus (domestic guinea pig) is the source of this 6200-nucleotide messenger RNA. RefSeq names its product toll like receptor 1 (gene Tlr1). The transcript is spliced from 2 exons. Gene Ontology annotation, biological process: inflammatory response; toll-like receptor signaling pathway; cellular response to triacyl bacterial lipopeptide. Lineage: Eukaryota; Metazoa; Chordata; Mammalia; Rodentia; Caviidae. Gene Ontology annotation, molecular function: lipopeptide binding; Toll-like receptor 2 binding; transmembrane signaling receptor activity. The coding region runs from base 1541 to 3928 and encodes 795 amino acids. Gene Ontology annotation, cellular component: plasma membrane; Toll-like receptor 1-Toll-like receptor 2 protein complex. The record is from RefSeq and is a predicted model, not a curated record.
UCGUUUUCUGUUAGUUGGUUCUGAAUACUCUAAUACUUUCAUUCUCUUAAAUGGUUUUACACUGUCCUUUUAUGUUUGAUGCUAUAGUAUAUUAAGGUAUACUCAAAUAUUUCAAGGAAAGAGACACUAUGGUAGUUACUGUUAUAUCAGAUUAUCUUGUGGUGAAACACUGCGUUGCUUAAAUUUUUCUGUUCUGACCUGUGUUGUUAUGCUCUCUUUUAUCUUAAUCUUUUUUUAAAUAAAAGAAAUUACGUGAAACAUCUGGAAUACACAAAUCUAUAGAGUAGACCAAUGGUUGCCCAGGGCAGGGGCAUAUGGAGGAGCUGCAAUACUAACAGAUGUAGUGUCUCAUUUUAAAAUAUGAAUUAUGCUGAAUUAAUUGCAAUAAUGGUUACACAACUGUGUAAAUAAUACCCUGAAGUUAUUAAGUUGUCUAUUUUGUGGGGCGGGGGGAGUGGGGGUUACUGGAGAUUAAUAACGUUUUGUAUUGACUGCAUAUUGAUUAAUAUUCUUGAUUUAUUAGAUUGUUUAUUUUUAAAAGAAGCCGUAGUCUCUGGGAAUUAGUUUCCUUUAGGAGCUAUGGCUGUGUUGAUCCAUGUGGGUGCAUAAUCACAGGUAUGCGUUUGUUCAACAACAUUUGGAAAGAAAAUAGACCAGUGGGCAACUCAGGGCAGGGGAGACCAGCUUGAGGGCAAACCACUGCCUGGCAGGCUCCUUCUGCGGCCUGGGGCGGGGAGGGGGACCUCCAGCUCCGGCCUCCCAGCCUCAGUGCCUCGGAAGGCAGGGGCUUCCUGCCCAAACUGCCCUUCUCUCCAGUCAAGGGCUUAAGGGAAGGGAUGUGCACCAGCGUGUGGCGAAUUCACUCUUUUAGCUUCAAAAAUAUAUUUAUAUUUACAUUUUGCCCAUUAAGCAAAUGCUGAGGUAGGGGAAGAGAGAAAGAGAACAUUAUCGAUCAAAAACAACCCCAAAGUUCUUACUUUAGGGAAGUGAAGUGUAUUCAAAGUGUGAUAAAAUGCUGAGCGCGGGAGAGAAUUGUGGAGGGAGAGAAGGGGGAGUUUUGUCAUCUUCACAUCGGUGUCAUGACUAGACAGUGUGAGCUUAGGCUGAGGACUAGUUCAGAGCCAGGCAGCUAACAUUCCUUUAGCAGUAUUGGCUCAGUUUUUGUUUUGCUAUUUUUGUUGUUGUUUAAAAAGACAAGAGCACAGUCAUGAGAAUGAUUUCAUCGAGCUCAGAAACUUAAAGAUAAGAUUCCAUUUCCGUACAGAUCUAUCAAUUAGCUCACAGAUCUCACUCUUUGAAUAGGAGAAAAUAAAUUUACCCUUACUACGGAGUGUAAUUCCAGCGAGGGUCAGCAGAUGGCAGAGAGGAGCUAUUUUUUGCAUGACUAAAACUGGUUGCCAGUGAAAUACAUGUUCAAGGAAGUGCUUGAAUUUCUUACAGAUUGACAAACACAAGGCACAGGCAGGAUGUCUUGGAUCUGCUUAUAUGUCCAGAUGAUCUGAAGAGUAGCAACUACCCCAGGAAGGUCUCAUACCAGAAAAUGGCUCAAAUUAAGUCAAGAACCUUCCAUUUUGUCAUCAUCUUCCUGUUAAUUUAUGAAGUCAAAACCCAAAUAUCUGAUGAAAGUGAAUUUUUAGUUGACAGGUCAAAAACAGGUCUCACCCAUGUUCCCAAGGAUCUAUCCCUGAAAACAACAACCUUAGAUAUAUCACAAAAUAACAUAUCUGAGAUUCAGUCUUCUGACGUUCUAUCACUGUCAAAGCUAAGGGUUUUGAUACUUUCUCACAACAGAAUCCAGUAUCUUGAUAUCAGUGUUUUCAAAUUCAACCAGGAAUUGGAACACUUGGACUUGUCUCAUAAUCAAUUGAGGACAAUUUCAUGCCACCCUAUCAGGAACUUCAAGCACUUAGACUUCUCCUUUAAUGCGUUUGAUGCCCUGCCCAUAUGCAAAGAGUUUGGCAAUCUGUCUCAACUAAAAUUUCUAGGACUCAGUGCAACACAGUUACAAAAAUCUAGUGUGCAGCCAAUUGCUCAUUUAAACAUCAGUCAAGUUUUGUUGGUUUUAGGAGACUCUUACGGGGCAAAAGUAGAGCCUGAUAGUCUUCAAGACCUUAAUACAAGGAGUCUGCAUGUUGUUUUCCCCACAAAAAAGGAAUUCCACUUCAUUCUGAAUGUUUCAGUCAGCACUGCAGUGAAUUUGGAGCUGUCUAAUAUCAAAUGUGUGCUACAUGACAAUGAGUGUUAUUUCCUAGAUGUUUUGUUAGAACUGCAAAAGAAACCAAGGCUAUCAAGUCUUACCUUAAAUAACAUUGAAACAACUUGGAGUACUUUGCUUAGUAUCAUUCAGAUUGCUUGGCAUUCAAACAUGGACAGUUUCUCCAUUUCAAAUGUGAGACUACAAGGUCAAUUUGGCUUCGGGGAUUUUGGUGAUUCUGAUACUUCUCUGAAGGCCUUGUCUAUACAGCAAGUUAUCAGUGAUGUGUUCAGUAUUUCACAAAGUAUAAUCUACAGGACCUUUUCCAAUAUGAAAAUCCAGAAUCUCACUGUGUCUGGUACACGUAUGCUCCACAUGGUUUGUCCGUCCCAAGUUAGCCCAUUUUUAUAUUUGGAUUUUUCCAAUAAUCUCUUAACAGACACAGUUUUUAACAACUGUAAAACCUUAACUGCAUUAAAAACACUUAGUUUAAAAAUGAAUCAAUUAAAACAACUUGCAAAUAUAAUUCUAAUGACCAAGGAAAUGAAGUCUCUACAACAACUGGAUAUCAGCCAGAAUUCUCUAAGGUAUGAUGAAUAUGAAAAUACUUGCUCUUGGGCUGAAAGUUUAUUAAGUUUAAAUAUGUCUUCAAAUACACUUACUGAUUCUGUAUUCAGAUGCUUACCUCCCAAAGUCAAGGUACUUGAUCUUCACAACAAUAGAAUAACGAACAUCCCUAAGGAUGUCACCUCUCUGGAGUCUUUGCAAGAACUCAAUGUUGCUUUCAAUUCUUUAGCCGACCUUCCCGGAUGUGGCACCUUCCGCAGCCUUUCUGCACUGAUCAUUGACCAUAAUUCUAUUUCCCAUCCAACAACUGAUUUCUUCCAAAGCUGCCAGGAGAUGAGGUCAGUGAAAGCAGGCAACAACCCAUUCCAGUGCACAUGUGAGUUAAGAGAAUUCAUCAAAAAUAUGGACCAAGUGUCAAGAGAAGUGGUAUGGGACUGGCCUGAUUCUUACAAGUGUCACUAUCCAGAAAGUCAUAAGGGAAUCCUGCUGAAGGACUUCCACGUGUCUCCACUAUCCUGCAACACAACUCUGCUUAUCGUUACCAUUGUGACCACUGUGCUGGUGUUGGCUGCUAGUGUGACCUUCCUGUGCUGGUAUUUCGAUCUGCCCUGGUAUGUCAGGAUGAUAUGUCAGUGGACCCACACGCGGCGCAGGGCCAGGAACGUCCCCUUAGAGGAGCUCCAGAGAAAUCUUCAGUUUCAUGCUUUUAUUUCAUACAGUGGACACGAUUCUGCCUGGGUGAAGAAUGAAUUACUACCAAACCUUGAAAAAGAAAAUUUACAGAUCUGCCUCCACGAGAGGAAUUUUGUUCCUGGCAAAAGCAUUGUGGAAAAUAUCAUCACUUGCAUUGAGAAGAGUUACAAGUCCAUCUUUGUUCUGUCUCCUAACUUUAUCCAGAGCGAGUGGUGCCAUUACGAACUCUACUUUGCCCAUCAUAAUCUUUUCCAUGCAGCUUUUGAUAACUUAAUUCUGGUUUUACUGGAACCCAUUCCACAGUACUCCAUUCCUCACAGCUACCACAAGCUCAAAAGUCUCAUGGAGCAGAGGACAUAUUUGAAAUGGCCCACAGAGAAGAGCAAACAUGCACUUUUUUGGGCAAACCUAAGAGCAGCCAUUAAUGUUAAUCUGAGGAAUGAGGUAAAAGAAACAAAUGACACAUCGAGCUAAAAUAUUCAGGGGCCAGGGAUUUAGCUCAGCAGUAUAAGCGGCUGCCUGGCAAGCAUGAGGUUGUGAGUUCGAUUCCCCAGUACAAAAAAAAAAAAUCAUAUUGUGAGUGGUUUAGUUGGUAAGUUCAACUGUUAGACCCAUGGAUCACCAAUUAUAUGUUGUAGUAAAAAAUUAAUGAAAUAAGAUGAUUUUGAUUUAAGCAGUUAACUCCAAACACAUGAGGGAUUCGUCUGUUUCUUUGCUCUAACAAAAUUUAUUGAAUUUAUCAGGAAAUUAAAAGAAACACUGGUCUCUCUAGUUGAUGUGUAUUUCUAUGUGCUGGGUCAAUAUUUUAAAAAUCCACAGGUUUGGUAGUAUAUGCCUGUACUCAGCACUCAGGAGGUUGAGGCAGGAAAAUCGCCAUGAGUUCAAGGCCAGCCUGCACUACACAGUGAUACCAUGCCCCACAAUCCAUGACUUGCACACUUUAUAUUUUAUUUAUUUUUUAUUUUUCUUUGGUGCUGGUGAUUGAACUCACUACCUUGUGCUUGCCACACAGGUGCUGUGCCGCUGAGCUAUAUCCCUGGGUGCAAUUUACAUAUGUUAGCUAGUUUCUGUAAAUGUCUGUAUUUGUCAAUGCCAUCUGCGUCCACUUCAGCAUGUGCAUCUACGUGUUGAAGGUGGCUUAUUGCUAAUGCUUAAGACUCUCUUCCUGAAGGAUCUUUGUCCCAGCUAUGAGCCACAAAAGAGCAAUUCACUACUGCUGGAGAGUUCUUAGCGGUAGCCAUCAACCAAUGAUAGAAAGAGAACUGAUGGAUUAUUGUUCUAACUUUUUAAUCCAUUUUUUGAGAUAAAUCUGUAGUAUAUGUUGUACUCUCCCUGAGCUCCCUACUAGAAUAAAAUUCUGGUUAUUCCCAGUAGAAAGAACUUGAUGAAGUAUUUUCUAAUGGCAUCCUAUUUUUUUCUCAUGCACUCAUUACUUUAUGGGUGUUUUCUGUGAUCACAUAGAAAAUAAACUACAUGUGAUCAAAACCUUGUGUCAGGUGUGUUCCUGGGGAAAACAUAAACCAAAAUGUUUCAGUUCAGUUCAAAUAGAAAUCCUGAGCCCAUUUUUGUGGCUAGAGAACUUCAUGUGAUUCUGGUUGUGUAAACUAAGAUGCACAGAAAUCUUUUUCUUUUGACUCAAAGAAAGAACUGAGCCUUUAUCUUUUGAUCUAAAGGAAGAAGAACUGAGAUGUAGUGCUUCUGAAGAGAGUUUCCCUCUCUUUUGGAAAUGUAUGAGCAAAUUGGUGCAAUGGGAAGAUUAGGCUAUAUCAUAUAUUUUCUGUAUUUGUCAAAUAUCCUCUCAUCUAGCUUCUUACUUUGGCCCAAAUAUGGGCAAGUGUAGACUGACAGAAUCGUGUCAGAAUUGCACAUUGUCUGUCUCACUUUAUGCCACAUGGCUUCACUAAUACCACUGCAAAAGGUCCUGGAGGUUUGUUCACCCAUCCUGACAUGUGCACAGACCUGGAAGUGCACGGGAACCUCUGAAGUGAUCCUCUAUCACCAAUGGUGAGAGCCACUAGAUAAGUACUCCUUUCUUUUAUUCUUGGUGGAAGAAAGAAGGAGAGAGAGAGAGAGAGAGAGAGAGAGAGAGAGAGAGAGAGAGAGAGAGAGAGAAAGCAAGAAAGCCAGUUUCUCUAGUUUCUUUAUUAGUACCUAUAAGCACUGAGCUUUUCUCCCUACUGGGGUGAGCAGCUCAGAACUCAAUUUGAGUCCCUUUUCCUUCUUCCUUAUUUCAUCCUUCUCCUUCUUCAUCCCUUCCCCUGGGAGCUCUGACAUUACUUCCCCAAACAAGAAACCUGCACACAAAACUUGGUCUCAAUCUCACAUUUGGGGGUGGAGUGUUUGGAAGGAGAUCUAAAUAACAUAUGAAUCUACUAUUAAUUUCUUGCCCUAGGGUAGAUCAAAGGGUCCUAUAUAUUAAUAAAUAAAUUAAUAAAAAUGAAUGAAACAAGAAUAUAGAAUGGUAGUCCAGAGGUCUUUUAGUUUGGGUGAAAAUUUUUCUUAGAAAUGGUUGUUAUGGUCUGAAUUUUAAAUGUCCUGCUAGACUACACAGUACAGGUUUUGUGCCAGCCUAUGGGAUUUGGGGAAAUGAUGGAAUCAUGGAGAUUUAUAUUUGCCAAAUGGAUUAAUCCAUUAAUGAGAUCAUAAUUUGACUGCAUUAUUAAGAGGUGGUGAAAAGUGGAGGCUCGGUCUAGUUGAGGAGUAUGGAUGAUUUUGGGACUGUGUCUGAUCCCCAGCCCUUCUCUAU